Ruditapes philippinarum (Manila clam) is the source of this 2207-nucleotide messenger RNA. Its product is annotated as multiple epidermal growth factor-like domains protein 10. The transcript is spliced from 14 exons. Gene Ontology annotation, molecular function: scavenger receptor activity. The annotation marks the transcript as partial. Lineage: Eukaryota; Metazoa; Mollusca; Bivalvia; Venerida; Veneridae. The record is from RefSeq and is a predicted model, not a curated record.
AAUUCCAUCUUAUCGAACAAAUCAGAGCAAACGUCACAACAAGCCAGUCCAGUACUUAUUCUCCAUCCAAUAAUCCACAAGAUUUUAACUCGAGUAAAGCAAUAGACGGGGUGCAGAAUUAUUCAAUAGAUACAUGUAAAUGUUGCAGUGUAACAGACGGAGCACCUCCUUCAUGGUGGCAAAUUGAUCUUGGACAGAAAUACUUGAUAAGUUCUUUGCAGAUAUUUGGCCGUGCAGCAAGUAAAAUAAAUUAUAACUAUCAAUUAGAAAAUGCAACAAUUUAUGCUGGAAACGUAUCAAUAAAAACAAACAUGACUUUUGUUUACAAAGUUCCAUCGAUGACUAGUACACGGAAUUUUGCAAAAAAAUUAGACGCAAUAAUCGCACAGUACUUCAGGGUAGUAUUGAACCAAAACGUGUUGACUUUGUGCGAGUUCAAGCUAUUUGGGAAAGAGUGUGAUAUAGGUUAUUUUGGAUCGGAAUGUUUGCAUAGUUGUCACUGUUCAGAUAAUAGCAAAUGUGAUCAAGUGACAGGGAAAUGUCAGACAUCUGGUUGUCUGGCAGGCUGGACAGGUGAAGCAUGUGAAGACGACUGCCCAAAGGGUACAUUUGGUUUAAAUUGUGAUGGUAUAUGUAACUGUAAAGAUGAUGCCGAAUGUCGUAAAACGGAUGGAAAUUGUAGUUAUGGUUGUGCAUUUGGAUGGUCAGGUUUUAACUGUAGCACAGAUUUAAAUCUAAUCAAGCGUAUCAGAGCAAACGUCGUUACGAGACAAUCAAGUACAUAUGCUCCUCAUGAAAAUCCGUCCGAUUUUAACUCGAGUAAAGCAAUAGACGGGGUACACAAUUAUGCAGUAGAUACAUGUAAAUGUUGCAGUGUAACAAACGGACCCAUUCCUUCGUGGUGGCAAAUUGAUCUUAAACAAAGAUACUUGAUUGGUGCUAUUCAGAUAUUUGGACGAGAAUCGGGUUAUCCAGAGCAAUUGCAACAUGCAGUAGUAUAUGCUUGCAAUGCAUCCAUGGCCUCCAACAUGUCAUCGAAUAAAAUGAAGGUUUACGAAGUUCCUAAUAUAACUGACACACGAAUCUUUACAAAUGACUUAGAUCCACUGAUUGUGCAAUACAUUUUGGUAGAGCUGCCACAGACGUUUUUGACUUUGUGUGAAUUCAAGUUAUAUGAGAAAGAAUGUAAAGUCGGUUAUUUUGGAUCGGGAUGUUUGCAUGGUUGUCAUUGUUCAGACAAUAACACAUGUGAUCAAGUGACAGGGAAAUGUCAGACACCUGGUUGCCUGGUAGGCUGGAAAGGUGAAGCAUGCACAGACCCAUGUAGUCAUCGCACAUUUGGUGUGAACUGCUCUUCCGACUGUCAUUGUUCUAAUAACUCAACUUGUGAUGCAGUUUCUGGAAAAUGCCACGUUGGUAUUUGUGAUCCUGGUUGGAGAACGGAAAGCUGUAACAAAUCAUGUAGUCAUCGAACAUUUGGUGGGAACUGCUCUUCACUCUGUCAUUGUUCUAACAACUCAACUUGUGAUGCAGUUUCUGGAAAGUGUCACGUUGGUAUUUGUGAUCCUGGUUGGAGAACGGAUAGCUGUGACAAAUUGUGUUAUCAUGGAAACUUCGGUAUUGGGUGUAACAAAAUGUGUCAUUGUAAAGACAACACAAGUUGUGAUCAUAUAAGCGGACAUUGUGAUACAGGAUUGUGUGAUCCGGGCUGGUUAUUACCUACAUGUAGCAAAGCAUGCGGCCAUCGGAGAUUCGGACAGAAUUGCAGUUCGAUUUGUCAUUGUUUAAAUAAUGCAAGUUGCAAUGCAAUAUCCGGAGAAUGUCACAAUGGUAUAUGUGAUGCUGGAUGGCAGACUCCUAGGUGUGAUAAAGUAUGCGAUCAUCGUACAUUCGGAUAUGAUUGUUCAUCUACUUGCCACUGCCUUAACAAUACAAAUUGCAACAGUACAACUGGGACCUGUAAUACUGGAUUAUGUGAUCCUGGUUGGCAGGGACCUAAAUGUGAUCGAGUAUGUGACAAUCGGACGUUCGGUGUCAAUUGUUCAGCAACUUGCAAUUGUCUGAAUAAUACAAAUUGCAACAGUACAACAGGUGUAUGUGAUAAUGGUUUGUGUGAUUCCGGUUGGCAAAGUCCUGCAUGUGAUCAAGUAUGUAACAAUGGUACCUUUGGAUAUAAUUGCUCAUCAUCAUGCCAUUGUCUUAAUUGA